GAGCACCUAAGACAGGUUAGCGGAACGAUGCGUUUAAACAGUUCGCAACAGCGCAGUGUUGACUGUGAUGAAGAAAAACAAGGCAACCCAAAAGUUUAGUUUAGUCAGAAGGCAGUUAUAACAGGAGGCAUCUGCGGAGGUCAUGUUCUGAGUCCGAGGCGCGGAGCAGACGGAGCGGGAUGAAGUCGCUGAUGCGGAGCGCCAGGCGCUUCUGCUGCUGUGGAGUCGGGUUUCUCACGGUGGUGUGGCUCGCACAGGUCCUGCAGCUGACAGAGAUCAAGUCUUCGUGGCCAGAAACAGACUUUCCCAGACGCAGGGUCCUGCAGUAUGGAGUCGAAAAUCAAACAAUUGACACUCCCAGAGCAGCAAUUCAUGAGUUCCCUGAGGACAUCUUCACCAAAGAGCAGCGCAAGAGAGGAGCCGUACUACUGCAUGUGCUCUGUGUUGUCUAUAUGUUCUACGCACUGGCUAUUGUUUGCGAUGAUUAUUUUGUCCCGUCGCUGGAGAAGAUCUCAGAGAAUCUGCAGCUGAGUGAGGAUGUGGCCGGGGCAACUUUCAUGGCUGCAGGAAGUUCAGCUCCAGAAUUAUUUACUUCCUUAAUUGGUGUGUUCAUCACGAAGGGAGAUGUCGGCGUUGGCACCAUUGUUGGGUCGGCUGUCUUCAACAUACUGGUCAUCAUUGGAGUGUGUGGCAUCUUUGCCCGUCAGUGUACUUAUUGCAUUCGUGCUGUAUUGCAAAUCACUGUUUCUGCUGUUGGGGUGGGAUAUUGGUUUAACAGUCAGAUCGCCAGCUUUGUCCAGAGAUCAUGUGGCAGUCCGGGCCAAUGUUGUGUCAGGAGACAAAUGUCCAGAGAUAAAGAGGCUGAUGAAGCGGGAACAAACGGCAACACCUCCGUAGUGCUGCUGAGGAAAGCAGGUUCAGGACAGGAGUCUCCAGUGGUGAUGGUGGAUGAGCUGCUCAUCUUGAGGCCACACCAGCUCUCAUUCCCAGAGGCUGGACUGCGUCUCAUGAUCACACCGCAUUUCUCUCCACGCACCCGUCUCACUAUGGCCGGACGCAUGCUCAUCAGUGAGAGACAGAGACUGCUCCGGGAGGAUAAGAUGAGCAGGACCUCAGUGAAGACAUUCGGCUCUAGAGGGAUAGUAAACGGAGGAAGUCUUGAAGCACAGCAGACACCUGAGGACACACAAACGACGGAUGGUAAGAAAGGAGUGAAGGUGGAGGUGGAAAACUCUCAGCCUGAAGAAGAGGAUGAGGACGGGGACGGGGACGAAAUGUUCAAACCUCUCCAUUUUCCUGCGCGUCUGAAGUGGCUUGUGUCCUGGCCGCUGGCUGUUCUGCUGUAUUACACAGUGCCUAACUGUGUUUUGCCGCGUUGGCAUCGCUGGUUCAUGGUCACCUUCAUUGCUUCAACUAUUUGGAUUGCUAUUUUUUCCUACCUCAUGGUGUGGAUGGUCACCAUCAUCAGCUACACACUUGGUAUUCCUGAUUACAUCAUGGGAAUCACUUUCCUGGCUGCUGGCACUAGUGUACCCGACUGCAUGGCGAGCCUCAUCGUCGCCCGCCAAGGAAUGGGGGACAUGGCAGUGUCGAACUCCAUAGGCAGCAAUAUCUUUGACAUCCUGUUGGGACUGGGCUUCCCCUGGGCUCUGAGGACGCUAGUAGUAGAUCAUGGAUCAGCAGUAUUCAUCAAUAAUAAAGGCCUGGUCUAUUCUGUCAUCCUGCUGCUUGCAUCAGUCUUCCUCACGGUCCUGAGUGUGCAUCUGAAUGGCUGGAAGCUGGAUCGGAGACUAGGUCUUGGUCUCAUGCUUCUUUACUCCAUCUUUCUGCUCUGCUCCAUCCUCUUCGGUCAGCUCUAGAGGUGUCACUCUUCGGUGCGUUCUUGUUUUGGUUUCAUUAUUAUAGUGCUUUUACUGUAGAUCAGGUACUAAAUCUUGGCUGAUUUCAUGCCUGCGUACAGUGUAGCAGCAAGAGGAAAUUUUGUGCUCUACAGCAGCAACCUCAGAAUGGUUUUCAGGAUCCAGUCAGUCCAUUGUUCUGUCCACAGCAAGAAUG
Sinocyclocheilus rhinocerous is the source of this 2055-nucleotide messenger RNA. Its product is annotated as sodium/potassium/calcium exchanger 3-like. The coding region runs from base 180 to 1859 and encodes 559 amino acids. The record is from RefSeq and is a predicted model, not a curated record. The transcript is spliced from 15 exons. Gene Ontology annotation, biological process: calcium ion transmembrane transport; intracellular calcium ion homeostasis. Gene Ontology annotation, molecular function: calcium channel activity; calcium, potassium:sodium antiporter activity. Gene Ontology annotation, cellular component: plasma membrane. Lineage: Eukaryota; Metazoa; Chordata; Actinopteri; Cypriniformes; Cyprinidae.